Vigna radiata var. radiata (mung bean) is the source of this 975-nucleotide messenger RNA. RefSeq lists its product as uncharacterized. The coding region runs from base 1 to 975 and encodes 324 amino acids. The record is from RefSeq and is a predicted model, not a curated record. NCBI's taxonomy places the organism in Eukaryota, Viridiplantae, Streptophyta, Magnoliopsida, Fabales, Fabaceae. Gene Ontology annotation, molecular function: aspartic-type endopeptidase activity. The transcript has a single exon. Gene Ontology annotation, biological process: proteolysis.
AUGCCCUUUUCUGAAGCUCUACAACAGAUUGCAGCCUAUGCUCAGUUCAUGAAGGAGCUACUCACCAAAAAGAAGAAAUACAUUGAAGCAGAAACCAUUGAAGUUCAAGGCAAUUGCAGUGCUAUCAUCGAAAAACUUCUCCCACCGAAGUUUAAAGAUCCUGCUAGUUUUACUAUCCCAUGCACCAUUGGGAAGUUAGCUAUUGGGAAGGCUCUAAUUGAUUUGGGAGCAAGCAUCAAUCUAAUGCCUCUCGCAAUGUUCAAGAAAAUUGGAGAGUUGGAAUUGAAGCCUACUCGUAUGACUCUUCAAUUAGCUGACAGAUCCAUUAAAUACCCUCAUGGAGUGGUGGAAGAUGUGCUAGUCAAGGUUGACAAAUUUCUCUUCCCGAUGGAUUUUGUUACAAUGGAGAUGGAGGAGGAUACGAAAGUUCCUCUCAUUCUUGGGAGACCAUUUAUGAAGACUGCAAGAGUGUUAAUUGAUGUUGAUAAUGGUAAACUCAAGGUGAGAGUGCAGAAUGAAGAAGUGAACUUCAAUGUUUUUGAAGCUAUGUCUGACCCAAAUGAUGAUGAAGCAUGUUUUCAACUUGAUGCUUUGGAUGAAGUAUGCCAUAACAUUGAGAAAGUUGCUUACAUUUCAUCCCCUCUAGAGAAGACCCUUAUUGAUGCUUGUGAGGCUCUCAAUGAAGAGGAAGAAAAACUGAUUGAUGAAUGUCUGACUAACUUGGAUACUUUGAAGGAAAUCCCUCCUCAUGAAGUGAAGAUUGAAGAUUUAAAUGCCAAGGAGAAAGUCAAAGACGACAAACUUGAUUUAAAAAUGUUACCCCCUCAUUUGAAGUAUGUGUUUCUAGAAGAGGGUGGUAGCAAACCAGUUAUCAUCAGCAAUUCUUUAUCUUCCAUAGAAGAAGCAAAAUUGAUUGAAGUUCUCAAAGCUAACAAGGGCGCAUUGGGUGGACAAUAUCUGAUCUCAAAGGGAUAA